Messenger RNA from Eubalaena glacialis (North Atlantic right whale), 2372 nucleotides. RefSeq names its product CMT1A duplicated region transcript 4 (gene CDRT4). Lineage: Eukaryota; Metazoa; Chordata; Mammalia; Artiodactyla; Balaenidae. The record is from RefSeq and is a predicted model, not a curated record. Bases 61 to 588 code for a protein of 175 amino acids. The transcript is spliced from 3 exons.
ACCACCAGGAUCCUGAAGGAAGUAUGGGGAACCGCAGAAGCCUCUCAGAAACCCUGUGAAAUGAGCCACGCCAGGGACUUUCAGAAGCUUCCAUGCGGGAGAAGUGGGGACCAGAGGCGGUCAGAACGAGAACUGACAGAAAACAUCGGGCUUCCAGUGAAUCUGCUUGAGAAACAUGACCUGUGGCCCGCCUAUGUCACGUACACAUCCCCGCUGGUGAAAAGACUGAUUGAGAAAAGCAAAGCCAGAGACCUGGAACGCUUGCAAACGGCCGAGGAGAGCCGGCCGACAUGCAGGCAGAGCAAGCCUCCCAGCGUCACCCAGCUGAAAAGGAGAAAGUCCUCCAAGCCCUCAGGCAACAUGACGUUCAAGGACGUGAGGUCAGAGACCACGCGCUCGGGGUGGGGCCCUUUCCCCAUGUCGGCCAUGGGUCCCCCCGUGGUUCCAGAGCGCUCCCGCUUCCACGCGGAUGCCAGGGCAAGUCCCACCGCCGACUACAACAAGAUCAUCUUCUCCCGGAAGCCGAGGACGAGGAUGCUUCCAUACCGCCCACUGCUGGCCGGCGAGGAGAAACACCCCGACGUUUAACGGGGAGUCCCUGCAGCCGCCCCCCAAGCUUGUACAGCAGUUAAGGGCCAUUUGCCACACAUUUCGUGACGGCCUUUGCGUUGGGACUUGCCUCUGCUCGGGCAGAGGUCGGCUGAGAGCAACCAGAUGGAAUGUGGGCCAUGGAGGGGGUGAGGGCACCCCGUCUGGCAGUGCAGUCAUGUGCGGGGGGGAAGCCCCAGGCUCUAGAUCCUGCCAUAGAUGCUUCGGACCCAGCUGGGGGUGAAUCAGUCCUGGUCCAGGCAGGAGACAGCAAUCACACCAGAGAUCCUUUGAUAGAAAGAAUUUCUAGCCAGAUAGCUGCAAAGGCAGGAAGAGGGCACAGAGAUGUGGAUGGAGGGGGCGCCCGCAGGAAGCAGGCUGGGGGGACGAAGAGAAGAUGUGAGCUCGUUAAGAGUUAGACACUCGGAGAAGGGGCAGGUGGGCUGCAUCUCAGAUCCCAGACGCUGGUGUCCUGAGCUCGCAGGAGACCCCUUUGGGGGUGGCAGCCCCGCCUCUGAGGAGGGGGAGCUGUUUGGCUGACGGACACCCCGAAGCGCGUUCUGAGAUUGUUGGGAAAACCAAAAUGGGACUCAAAUAUUUGUUUCUGGAAGGAGUUGACACCGUCCAAGUGAACGAGAAUUGCUGGGGGAAACAGAAAGCGACAGGAAGCCAACAGAGGUAAACAGGAAGCAAAUCAGGAGCGAGUUCCUUCUUCCUCCUCCAGCCUCCAGACUCCCUCUGGCCCUUCUGAUGGGCAGAGCCUCACCGGGAGGGGGGCAGAAAUGUGAUUUGCAGGAUCCCAAACCCUGCAUCUCGAAGCAGAGUGCAAAAGGAUGGGCUUGGAGCCAAGGGAAGAUGAGCUCGUUACCUGCCCGGUGGGGUUCUGGGCGAUCCCACCUUGCUGCCCCACUUGGCACCUGGACCUGGUAUUGGGAUGUUUGUUCCUUGGAGGGUUUACAAAGUGGCAGUGGCGACCCGGGCGUCCCCUGCUGAGAAAUGGAGGAUUUUUCUCCCCUGUAGUUCUUUAAGGCUUGUGGAGCUUAGUUGGCUGGGGGAGAGGUUCCCGGCUGGACCCCAGCUAUGCUUUGUCAGACGCAGCUGGCGUUGGUCCACCCAUGUUCUGAGCUGUUCCCACUUGGCCUCAAAGCAAACGAUGCUGUACUCAGUCUGGACGCAGAAGACUUUGUCUUUAGACACAAAGAGGAUCGAGUUAUGACAGGCAGACCACAUGGUCUCAGGCUUGGGGCUUGUCUGCUGAGCAUGGCCUCAUUGGUAGCAUCUCUCUUCUUUGCCCUCACCUGAGUUUCUCUGCUUAUAUUUGUGAAGCAGUUAAUACUCACCCUGUUUCCCUCACGGAGACGUAGAGGAUGCAAUGUGCUAGUUGCUGGAAGAGGCUGAAUUUGCCCUACGAACGUGUUCGCUGCAUCCAGGAGUCGUGCAGAAACGUUUGGACUCCACGCUGGCUGCUGUGAGCUGUGUAGAAGCUGCACGAAUUAGGAGCUCCAGACCCAUUCCUGGGUUCCCAGCUCUUGGCCAGAAUGAAUUUUUGCAAAAAGAAUAGGUGAUUUCCAGUGAAUCUGAAUGACUGUAUUUGGGUCCACGGAACAUUUAUAAACAUGGAGUCUGGUGAUAAAUUCCCAGUGAGAAUUUUUCUCUCUUCUAUCCUUUUAUGGGGGUUUAUAGCCAGAGUAUGUUUGGGAAGCUAUGGAUUAUAGAUCCUCAUCGUGUUAGUGUUUGCAGGGAUUUGGGGUGAUUUCUUUCAAUUCCUUUGAAGGCAGAGUAGU